This is a messenger RNA of Perca fluviatilis (European perch), 4246 nucleotides long. It is a transcript of the gene appl2, whose product is annotated as adaptor protein, phosphotyrosine interaction, PH domain and leucine zipper containing 2. Bases 77 to 2074 code for a protein of 665 amino acids. Gene Ontology annotation, molecular function: protein binding. The record is from RefSeq and is a predicted model, not a curated record. Gene Ontology annotation, biological process: signaling. NCBI's taxonomy places the organism in Eukaryota, Metazoa, Chordata, Actinopteri, Perciformes, Percidae. Gene Ontology annotation, cellular component: cytoplasm; endosome membrane. The transcript is spliced from 21 exons.
GCAGAGGCCUCUGGGAAACCGAGUCCACGCUCUAAAUAAUUCAAGCUCCCAUUCCUUCUCUUCUACUGCUAACAAGAUGCCGGCCGUACAUCACAAACUGCUCCUGGAGGACGCUUUGCAGGAUAGUCCUCAGACGCGCUCCUUGCUCAGUGUGUUUGAGGAAGAUGCUGGGAUGCUUACAGACUACACCAACCAGCUGCUACAAUCAAUGCAGCGUGUGUUUGGAGCCCAGAGUGAGAUGGGAUUGGCCACAGAGCAGCUCUCGAGGCAACUUCUAGAUUAUGAGAAGAAAAAUUUUGCCCUUGGAAAAGGUGAUGAAGAGGUAAUCACCACGCUGCAGAACUUUGCCCAAACUGUAGGGGAGCUGAACUCACUCCACUCUGUGCUAGCCAACCAGAUGGCCGACAGCAUGGUUUUCCCCUUGAUCCAGUUCCGAGAGAAAGACCUUACAGAGAUAAGCACACUGAAGGAAAUAUUUGGCUUCGCCACUGAUGAGCACGAGGCAGCUAUGGUCAAAUACAGCCGAUUGCCCAAGAAGAAGGAGAAUGAGAAGCUGAAGUCAGACUUGGUGAAGGAGAUCGCCUACACCAGAAGGAAGCAGCACCAGGCCUCACUGCAGUAUUACUGCGCCCUCAACGCCCUGCAGUAUCGCAAGAGAGUAGCUAUGCUUGAACCUAUGCUAGGCUACACACAGGCACAGAUCAGCUUCUUCAAGAAAGGCAUUGAGCUGGUGUCAAAGAAGAUGGACAACUUUCUCUCCUCUGUGUCCAACAUGACUCAAAAUAUCCAGGCCCAGCUGGACACGGAGGCGGAGGCCAUGCGUGCGUCCCAGAGGGAGCUUCUGUCUGUGGAGGACACUGUCUAUAUGCCAGAUAAGGACACGGAGCCUGUCAAUCGCACACUUAUCCAGAAGGCUGGCUAUCUCAACAUUAGGAAUAAAACAGGCCUAGUGACCACAGCCUGGGACCGACUGUACUUCUUCACCCAGGGAGGGAACCUCAUGUGCCAGCCGCGUGGGGCGGUGGCGGGGGGCAUGGUGUUGGACCUGGACAACAGCUCCGUCAUGGCUGUGGAGUGUGAAGACAGACGCUACUGUUUUCAGAUAACCUCCCCCUCAGGCAAAACGUCAAUGAUUCUACAAGCUGAGAGCAAAAGGGAAUAUGAAGAAUGGAUUUGCACUGUGAACAACAUCUCCAGACAGAUCUACCUGACUGACAACCCAGAGGCCGUGGCCAUCCGACUGAACCAGACCGCCAUCCAGGCAGUCACCCCCAUCACCAGCUUUGAGAAGAGACCAGAGGGCUCACCCAACCCUGACAGAGCAAAGCCAGGAGGUGUGCAUGUUGCCAGUGGUGGUUCCCAGACGACGGGGGCUGCUCCAGAACCAGAAGACCUGAUAGCCCCUGGGACACCCAUUCAGUUUGACAUCAUGCUGCCGGCCUCCGAAUUUCAAGACCAGAACAGGACUGGAGGGAGACGCACAAAUCCGUUUGGAGAAACCGAUGACGACUUUUCAACAGAAAGUGACGACUCCCUCCUGCAGCAAGUAUUCGCUGUGCGCUUCCAGGGCUCAAUGGCGGUGCGCUGUGGCAACAAUCAGGAGGUGAUCUAUGAGGCCAUGAGGCAGGUGCUGGCUGCCCGAGCCAUACACAACAUCUUCAAGACCACUGAGUCCCACCUCAUGGUCACCAGCAGUAGCCUCAGGUUGAUUGACCCUCAAACUCAAGUUACAAGAAUAAGCUUCCAGCUUGGAGAAGUGUGUCAGUUUGCAGCCCACCAAGAGAACGGGAGGCUGAUGGGGUUCGUGGUUGAGGGCAGAGACUGGAGUGACGGAGAUGAGGAGGGAGAGCCCUCGUUUAGCGCCUUUGUCUUUGAGAGCAACACAGAGGGCGAAAAGAUAUGUUACACCAUAAGCUUGGCGAAGGACAUUACAGAAGCCAAGAAGGACCCAGAGGCCCUGGCCCAGCUGAUGAAGAACAUGCCUCUAACCAACGACGGCAAAUUCCUGUUGCUGGAGCCUGAGACGGGCGACACCACAAACGGAGCAGAAGAAGACUUGGAGUCAGAAGCCUAGGACCCCCCAACCCCCCCCCCACCCCCAAAAAAGACCAGGGCCAUGGUCCAACUUUUUCCCAGGAGAGAAGGCUAUCCCUGGAUGAAGGUGUAAUCGUGUCUUGCUAGCCCUAACUCUGGUACUGUAACACCCAUAUUAGAGAGUGAGGUUCACUUCCACUUACCAUGUGUUACUAGGUCUCCAGUUUUUUUUGCUGUAAUGAAAGCAGAAGACGUUGGCAGGGGGUUGCCUGGACCAAAAAGCAAAUCUCAUGGGUGCUCCUUUAGAUCUGCUUUUCUCUGGUCAGACUGGAGCAUGGGUCUUUGGAUUUGGAGUCGUUUUUACACUAGUGUGGGUGGUACUUCCGUCUCAAGGGACACUAUAUAGGUGUUGAUUGUGUUUCGUUGUCUUCUAAUAUCCACAGCCACCUAACAAAAGGUGGUGAAUCAUUUGUUUCAUUUUAGGUUUACAUUCAUUUAUAAGUUUACAUAGUUUGUUUGGACAGUUUAUUCCUUUACUGUGUUUUACACAUUAACUUGUUCGUACGGCUCUUAUGCAACUACUUUGGUGUUUUUUUUGUUCAUUCAUGUACAAAAAAAAGUUAUUGCACUUCCAAAGUUAAUAUCUGUCUAAUAAUGCUUGAUGACUACAGAAUGCACUAAUUGAGACAUUUGAAGGAUCUACGACUUUAAAGACGAGGAAGGACUUAAGAUAGGUAAAAAUCAUGUCAGUUCCUUUUAGCCUCAGAGCAGUGAUUGUUGCAUUGCUUGUUAUUCUUAUUACUCAGUGUGAGCAUGUGAGUCCUGGAGCAGUGGACAAAAGUGGCAUGAGUGGUUAGACUAAACGUUUUUGUUUUUGCCACUAUGAGGUUACACAUACAUGGCACCCUGACUAUCUGAAGCAUUCCCACUGAAAUUAAUUAAUGUCAUAUUCUUCUGCGAUUCACCACUACCUGUACAAAACAAGUCUUAACAUGAUCUGUAUGCAAGGUCCUUGAGCACUCCAAAUAUUCUUCAGUAAAAGGAGUACUUUAUGCUACGUGUUUUGAAAGCCUAUGUAAAUAUGAACCGUCCGAGUGUCUAUGAUGUUUAAUCAGAGUUGGCUGCAUUAAUAGCUUUGAGUCAAUAUGCUAGGACUGAUGCGGUGCAUGAUUUAAUAAUGGCAUUCUCUCUCGGUCCCUUCGCAGAAUAUUAAAACCUCUACACGGAGCGCUGAACUCGUAAUACUAAAAAAAAUAAUGUUACAGUAGCACAUGUAGGCAGACCACAGCAGGGUAUUAUGUAAUCAUUGAAAAGCAACUUGCUCUUUGAGUAUACAUAUAAACCGAAAAAGGAAAGUAAAAGCGAUUGAUCUGUGAAAUUCUGCCUUCCCUCUGGAUCCCAGUGCAGUUUUAUUCCAUUUCUGCCAAUUUGAGCUGUAACACUAAUCUCAAUGGACAGUGGAAGCCUGCGAUGCGCUGUGUGAAUGUGACAUGAUUUUGUACUGUGUAAUACAGACAAGGUCAAAACCACUGACUUGACGUUGAUCGUGAAAGUUAGAUUGUGUAGACCGGUGCGUUUGCUCGUCUGCUUGCUUUUUCUAACUCUACAUCAGAGCGCUUGCCUGCUCUACUGGUAAAAUAAUUUGUUAUGAUUAUGUUUAAUUGCUUGUAACACUACUCAUUGUAAUCGAAGGAAUAGUUUGACAUUUGUAAAAAUGCACUUAUUUGCUUUCUGGUGUAGAGUUAGAUGAGAAGAUUGAUACCACUCUCAAAUUAGAGCUGUAACUAUCUUCUAAUCUAACUCUCUACCAGAAAGCAAAUCAGUGCAUUUCCCAAAUGUCAAACCUUUGCUUUAACCCUUGUGUUGACUUCGGGUCACAUUGACCAGUUAUCAAUUUUUGUUUUAUAUCAGAAAAUAUGGGACGUAGAAAUAAGCGCUGAAAAUGUGUAGAAGAAAAAUUUAACAAUUUAAAACGUUGGAAAAAGCAAAAACAAAUUGUGAAAGAAAGGCGUCAGAAAUGUAGAGAAAUCAAGGUUGAUGGGAAGACAACACAAGGGUUAAGUCAUAACGAUUAACCAUUUCUCUUUAUGUUGCCUGAUGCUAUACAGACAAUUUUGUCCAUCUAAUAGACUUGUAACCUUCCUUGGGCGCUGGUUGAAAUGCUUCAAUCACACAAUUAAUAAAAGUACAGCAAUGCUUAGUGCAUCAGUCA